UCUCGCGGAGACCAUGGAGACGGCAGUUCACAGGAGCGAUAUUUUCAUCUCCCAGCUGCUGCUUUUCAGCCAAAUAGUUGUGGCAGCAGAGCCGCUGGUCCGAGGCCUGAGGAAACUCCCCGAAGAUGUCGACUGGUCCUACUCUGGUGCCCUGAACCAGCACAGCUGGGGAAAGAAGUACCCGCCCUGUAACAGCGCCCGGCAGUCUCCUGUGGACAUUGACGAGACGUUCACCCAGGUCCGGCUGCAGUACCAGAAUCUACAGCUAGAAGGCUGGGACAAACUGACCGCAGAGUCCAGCACCAUCCACAACAACGGGAAGACUGUCUCCCUCCAUGUGGAAGGGGAGUUCUUUGUAUGCGGAGGAGGGCUGAGCUCUAGGUUCCGUGUUGCUACAGUCACCUUCCACUGGGGGCACUGCAAUGCCACGUCAGAUGGGUCUGAACACAGCCUGAAUGGGAUGAAAUAUCCUCUGGAGAUGCAGAUCUACUCUUACGAUCCAGAUGACUUCCAAAGUCUGGAGGACGCUAUUACAGAAGGAGGGAGGAUCGCUGCCUUGGCAGUGCUCUUUGAGAUCAGCUUGGAAGACAACGAGAACUUCCGUCCUGUAAUAGAGGCCGUCAACACUGUCAGCAGGUUUGGUAAGAGCGGGUCGAUGGAGGCUUUCACCAUGCGGUCCUUGCUGCCGAAUAACACAGAUAAAUAUUACAUCUACAAUGGCUCACUAACUACACCCCCCUGCUCUGAAACGGUGGAGUGGAUCGUCUUUAAACACACCGUGGCCAUAUCCGAAACACAGUUGGAGGUGUUUUGUGAGGUGAUGACCGUGCAGCAGGCUGGAUAUGUGAUACUGACGGAUUACCUGCAGAGCAACUUCAGGGAGCAGCAGCAGCAGUUCAUGGGUCAGGUGUUUGCGUCGUACACCGGAGUGGAGGAAGUGCUCACACCCACCUGCAGCUCGGAGCCAGAGAAUGUUCAGGCCGACGCCCAGAACGACACAACCAUCAUGGUGAUGUGGGAGCGUCCCCGCGUGGUUUACGACACAACCAUCGACUGGUACACCGUCACAUACCAGAGGCUACAGGGCCGAGACCAGAGCAAGCAGGAGUACAGGACAGAUGGGGACCAGGACGUGGGUGCCAUCAUCCCUAGCCUGCUGGCCAACAGCAGCUAUGUGGUUCAGGUGGUUGCAAUUUGCACCAAUGGACUCAGAGGACGAUGGAGUGACCAGAUUAUAGUGGACAUGCCGUUAGAUGACCCUGAAAGUGAUUCGGAUCCCGACGCCAUCACAAAGGAUUUGGAAGUCCGCAGGGAGGUAGGGGCGGUCUCAUCUAAAGCCAAAUCGGAGAAGCCAGAGAACCAGAAUCAGGUGGAUUUGUCUCCAGAGGACCACAGCCCCGUGGAGGAGAUCCCAGUGGAGCAGACCAGAGUUUACCAGAACCAGCCUUCCCACCACCAGAACCUCCCGUUCCAGGUCAGCACCCCAAAGACUCCCUACAAGUCCGCCGUUCUACAGAAACCUCGAUCCAGCCAGAAUGGGAAAAAGAAGCCGGAUCAGAACGGGUCUAGUCCCGAUGAUAUGGAUCAGAACUGGAUCUACGAGGACAGUGAUCCAACACGCGGGCCGCUUACUAACGCCGGUUUUGACCGCAACGGCGCAAUAUGGGUCACUGAGGUAACCGAGCAGCCGGGCUUCCUGUUUCCAGUCGCUCGGACAAACACACUGCCGGCGGUUCGCCGACAAAUCACAGAAGAGGCCUCGUUGUCAGUGUUGCCACAUCAGUCAGGGGAUCACAGUAUACAAGACCGAGCUGGAGAAAGUGGCCUCCCUUCUCCCCAAACGGACGUCUACACCCCUCCUAUGGAGGACGUCCAAGUCACAGAUAUCUUCUAUGAAGACACAGUCAACAACUCUCCACUAGAAAGCAGCACCUCUGCUGCAACAGCGUCUUCUUCUGCUGCUGUGUUACCAGGCAGUAAAGUGGACAAAGUCUCUUUGCCGUCCUCUGGAGACAGCGACGCCCCUGCGAGCAAACCUCUACCAGAAACCAUCACCUCCGAUUCCUCCAGCCCACCCCCCCUCUGGAUCACGGCGAGGGCGGCCACCCCCAGUAACACGCUGGCCGAGUCGGUCUACAAAUCAUUCACCACCUCCCCUCUCCUCAGGGCACUGAUGCAUACGACCCAGCCCAUGUUCAACGAGGGAAGCAACAGCAGCCACGAGUCUCGGGUCGGGCUGGUCGCAGGUCUGGAGAGGGAAAAGAGGACAGUCGUUCCUCUGGCUGUCGUCUCCACUCUCACCAUCCUCUGUCUGCUUGUGCUUGUGGGCAUACUGGUCUACUGGAGAAACUGUUUCCAGGUGGCUAAUUUCUACCCAGAUGACAGUGUGUCACCUAAAGUCCUAUCAGCUCCAUCUACACCCCUGCUGCUGGCCACAGACGGUCACGAGCCGCUGUCGGUGAAACAGUUUGUGAAGCAUGUCAUGGAGCUGCACACCACCAACACUUUCUCCAAGGAGUUUGAGAUUGUCAAAGAAUCCUAUGAGGAAGUGCAGGCAUGCACCGUGGAGAUCGGCAUCACUGCAGACAGCUCCAAUCACCCCGACAACAAAAGCAAGAACAGAUACAUAAACAUACUGGCCUAUGACCACAGUAGAGUCAAACUGUCCAACAGCUUGGACAGAGACGGGAAAUGUGGAGACUACAUCAACGCUAACUUUGUAGACGGUUAUGAGCGAACAAGGGCGUACAUCGCAGCUCAGGGGCCCCUCCGAGCGGGCCGGGAGGACUUCUGGAGGAUGAUCUGGCAGCAGAACGUUGGAGUCAUUGUCAUGAUCACCAACCUCAAGGAAAAAGGACGGACAAAAUGUGACCAGUACUGGCCGGAGGAGAACCAGGAAGAAUACGGCCCGUACCAGGUGACCCUGAAAAGCAGCAAGACCCUCGCUUACUACACGCUGCGGACGUUCACUGUCAGAGAUACCACAAAUAAGGUUUCUCAGAGGAGAGUUGAACACACCGUCCUCCAUUACCACUACACCCAGUGGCCAGACAUGGGCGUCCCAGAAUACACUCUGCCUGUCCUGUCCUUCAUCAGAGCAUCCUCCCGGGCGCGGACACAGGAGAUGGGACCCGUACUGGUACACUGCAGUGCCGGUGUAGGAAGGACCGGAACCUACAUAGUGAUAGACAGCAUGCUGCAGCAGAUCCAGGAUCAGGGUACGGUGAACGUUCUUGGUUUCCUGAAACAUGUCCGAACGCAGAGGAACUUCCUGGUUCAGACACAGGAACAGUACGUGUUCAUCCAUGACACUCUGGUGGAGGCCAUCUUGAGCCGUGGCACCUCGGUGACCUCUGACCUCCUCCACACUUAUGUGUCUGACCUUCUAACCCCUGGGGCGUUAGGCAGGACGCGCAUGGACAAACAGUUCAAGUUGAUCAGUCAGCGUCAGGCCAAGCACGCCGACUACAGCACCGCCCUGAGAGACGGCAAUGCUGAGAGGAACCGAGCCAGAGCUCUGAUGCCUGUGGAAAGAUCAAGAGUGUGUCUGACCGCUGCCGAGUCAAACUCCACCGGGUACAUAAACGCCUCCUACGUCAUGGGACAUCACCACAGUAAGGAGUUCAUAGUGAGCCAGACUCCUCUGAGCAGCACGGUGGCAGAUUUCUGGAGAAUGGUCUGGGAACACGGCACACACACUGUUGUCCGUCUGCCAGACACACACUGUCAGAGUGAACAGGGGGAGUCUUGUGUCUGGCCCAGUAACGACCAGCCAAUGAGCUUUGAGGGUUUCACUGUGUCAUACUCGGGGGAGGAGCAUGUGUGUCUGUCCAAUGACGAGAGACUUUUGGUGCAGGACUUUACAGUGGACUCUCCAGAGAACAAUUAUGUGUUGGAGGUGCGUCAGUACAGCGCCGCCUGCUGGCCCAACCCAGACAGUCCCAUUAGGAACUGUUUUGAUCUGGUCAGCACAGUCCGAGAGCACAGCAGACAUUCAGACAGACCCACAAUCGUACACGACCCGCUGGGAGGUGCUACAUCAGGGCUGUUCUGUGCCCUCACGGCCCUGUCCAGUCAGCUAGAGGAGGAGGGAGCGGUAGACGUUUACCAGGUGGCACGGAUGACCAACCUCAUGAGGCCUGGGGUUUUUAAUGAUUUAGAGCAGUACCAGUAUCUGUACCGAGCUGUGCUGAGUGUGGUGAGCAGCCAGGAAGACCAGAGAGCCCUGCAGAGUCCAGAAACCAACGGAUCGGUACCACUGGGACAGACCAACAUCGCUGAGAGCCUGGAGUCACUCAUGUAGACACAGGCAAAAAACAACACGCAAACAUGUCACAUACACAGAAAAUAUGCAUCACACAGACACACACACACACACACACACACACACACACACAGACUGAGUGCUGUGGUGACUGGGGUUUUAGUCUGACAUGCGAUGAGAGGAUGAACACCACCAUUUCUGUGUCUGUGGUUCAUAGCUGUGUCCGCUGGGCGUGUGGCAGGUUUAGACAGGUCAUUAAAAGUGCUAACCUUUACUCACUGUGUCUUACUGUCAGCGUUAGCGUGCACAGCAGACUGAGCUACCAGAAUCCACCAGGCGCAGAGCUUAUUUCUGAUGUUUAACCCUCAUGUCGGACACAGUGACCAACCGGCCAUGACGUGACUCAUCCUUUUAAAAGGGCAAAGGUACCACUUUCUAAUAAGGCACUGCUUAUAAAGGAUUUCAUUUGAGAUAUAAAUGGUUGAUAAAUAAAGUACUCAUUUUUCAUAGAUCCAUGAUAGGUCUUUAAAUAAACAAUGUUUGUGUUGCCAGGUUGUUAAACUCCCUUUGACUGCUCAGACAGUUCUUUCUGGAAAAGGGAUUUGGACAAUAAGGACCAAAAUCUAUUUAGUCAAAUUAUAACUACGUUCUUAAUGGCUUAAGAAUGUAGUGAGAACUCGAUGAGCAUUUAUUAAGGGUAUAUAACGAAGUAUUUUACAAAAAAAACUGUGUAUAGAUUAAUACAAAAGUAGUUCUCUACUAAAAAUAAUAAUUCUCUCUUUUCUUCUCAUUUUGCUGAGUGUGGGACGUUUAUGGGCGUCAGCAAAAAGCCUAUGAGCCCCAUGUGGGUGUGUAACCCCACAGCCAAUAACAGCGUGCAGGGUGGGCAGCCAGUUCCGAUUUCCAAUACUGCCGCUUAAUCUCAGAUGAAGCUCUGCCUUCCCACUGAAUCUAGCAAUGUGGCACCUUCCCGCAGAGGUAUGGCUGUGUUUAUUUGUGCUUUGGAGCGUAAACGCUGUGAAACAAUCAGAGAAAAAAAAACCGUUUUAUUCCUCUGAUUCACUGCUUUGUGCAGCGCUCCCUCUCUUCAUUCACUCUCUAG
Molecule: messenger RNA, 5366 nt
Organism: Perca flavescens (yellow perch)
Lineage: Eukaryota; Metazoa; Chordata; Actinopteri; Perciformes; Percidae
Gene: ptprz1b
Product: protein tyrosine phosphatase receptor type Z1b
Exons: 32
Coding region: 14-4303 (1429 amino acids)
Biological process (GO): peptidyl-tyrosine dephosphorylation
Molecular function (GO): protein binding; protein tyrosine phosphatase activity
Source: RefSeq, a predicted model, not a curated record